Molecule: messenger RNA, 2691 nt
Organism: Octopus bimaculoides (California two-spot octopus)
Lineage: Eukaryota; Metazoa; Mollusca; Cephalopoda; Octopoda; Octopodidae
Product: outer dynein arm-docking complex subunit 4
Cellular component (GO): cytoplasm
Molecular function (GO): protein binding
Source: RefSeq, a predicted model, not a curated record
UUAGUUCAGGAGCGAACCUUUGUUUAUCCUAGUAACGGAAGUUAUUUUACUUAUCGUUGCGCUUUCAUUUUCGAUGUUUUAUGUGUUCCCACAUAAAGGGGAAUAAAUAAAAUAAUAAUAAUAAUAAUAAAGGAUCCGCAAGAAGAGACAAGGGAAAAAAAAUUCGUAAAGUUUUAAGAAAACACUAAGCAAGCAGGAAAAAAAAAAAAAACAGCAACUGCUCUAAACGAAAUAUCUGGGCGGGAAUCCAACAGGUACUUUUUUGCUGUCAUGCUUGGAAAUCGCACGAAAAACAGACGAGACAAAGAUGACGACAGCGAAGUGGAUAGCGAAUCGAUUGUAAUUCCAGUGACGUUCGAAUCUCGAAGAGAUGAUGGGUUCCAUUUCAUGCAUGUCGGUCAAUACAAGAAAGCUAUCGAGAGUUUCACUAAGGCUCUGGAAUUGAAUGAAGGUGAUAAACAGUGUCUGGUAACAAGAUCCAAAUGCAGCUUACAACUUGGGGAUGCCCAGAAUGCCUUGAAAGAUGCUGAAAUGGCACUGUUGCAAGGAAACGAUUUUAUUCCUGCCAUACUUCGGAAAGCUGAAGCACUUUACCAGUUGGGAGAUUUUGAAACAGCUCUUGUGUACUUCCACCGUGGGAAUAAACUCAGACCAGAAUUACAAGAGUUUCUUCUUGGUAUUAGCAAGGCACAAGAAGCCAUCAAUAACAGUAUUGGAAGUGGCAAUCUGGCUAAAUUCACCAAACAUAUCUGUGAAAAAUUCUUAACAUCAGGUGGCAGGAUAAAAUUCCCAGUUCAACUGUGUUCAAGAGAGAUAAUAUGUCAAAAAAAUAAGAAACCUCACAGGGAAGGAUAUCGUAAAAUGAUACAGAAAGUUGAAGAAAAGAAGACUCGGCAGAGGAAAGUACCUUCUGGAGACCCAAAUGUUACAAAGAAAUUGCUGGAAGAACUACAUAUUGACAAAGAAUAUCUGGAACAUUUGCUUUUAGACAAAACUUUGACAAAUUCAAAGAUAGAUUUCAAUGAUGAGACAAUUCGCAACUUAAUAAUAGAUGAGCUUGAAUACCUUGAUACACGUAUGAAUUUUUGGCAGCAACAGAAACCUUUGUAUUCUCAUAGAAGGAAGACUACAGCCAAGAGUGCAAUCCUCCGCAGUGGCAGCAAAGACAUUCUCAACCGUCUGGAAGAAGUAGACGACCUUCUACUUCAAGGAAACUUCAGAAGGGCUUUGGAGAAAGCGAAAGGUACUCUCAAAAUAGUCGAAGCCUGUCCUUCCAGUAAAGUACCUGAAAAAAAUUUGUUUAUUGCUAAUCUUCACAGUUGCAUUGGUAAUGCUUACAUGGAACUUGGUGAGUUCCAACUUGCAGAGAAUCAUCACAUUAAAGAUCAAUCUAUAUCAGAGGAAAAUAAACAAGACAACGGGCGAGCUGUAGACAAUCUUGGCAGAACAUAUGCAAGAUGGGGAAAAAACAGAGAAGCCAUUAAAAUUUGGGAGACCAAACUUAAUUCUGACUUGAAAGGUGUUGAAAAAACAUGGCUGUAUCAUGAAAUUGGGCAUUGUUAUUUGGAACUAAAAGACUAUGUGGAAGCACUCAACUAUGGCCAGAUGUCACUGGCUGUUGCUGAAGAAAUUGAAGAUGAAGACUGGGAAAUGAAUGCUGCUCUACUUUGUGCUCAAAGUUUCGCAUGUGAUAAAAAAGUAAGCAGUGCUGUACAACAUUACCAGAAAGUUAUUAACAUUGCACAGAAACAAGGCAGAGUUGAAGUUGAAGGCAGAAUCAGGAAAGUGAUGCAAGAAUUGGAGUUCAGUGAAUCUGAAGGAGAAGAAAAACUUCAAAAAACUUCUAAUGGUGAGAAUGAGCAGAAUCAUGAAGAAAAACCAAGCUCUGACAAUGGAGACUAUGAAGAUGAGUUUGAGGAACCAAGUUCUGAAAAUGGUAAUGGUAAAGAACAUAAUGAAACAGAUGAUUACAACACUGAAGAAUCUGAAGCAGGAACUCCCACUAACAAUGAUGGCACUAAUAAAGACUCCUAAGAUGAAGAAUGGUUGACUUGAAGAUGAAAAUGAACAGUAAAAAAAGUGACUGUACACUAAGUUGUAAAAUGUGGUGAACCAUUAAAGAUUGAAAAAAAACAUUCCAACUGUUUUCACAUACUGACACCAAACAAGUUUUUAUGAGAGAGAAGUGUAAUCCAUGAAAUAAAUCAUUAUAUUGCUUGUUUACUAUCUUGGUGCAAAGUGAAGUCAAUUCUAGUUAGAAUUGAACUCAGAACUGUGCAAAGCAAAACUAAAUUCCUUGUCAUUGCUUUCUUAAUUCUACAUCUAAUCUGCUUAAUCUCGUACUCUUUAGUGGCUCCUACAUCACUAUCAGAUUUAUUAACAGUGUUUAGUCAUAGCACUUUAUGUUCUGAAUUCAAAACCAACUGAGGUUACUUUACCUUUUAUCCAUCUGGGGCUGAUAACAUAAAAGUGUAUGUGUGUGUGGUGGGCUAAUUUAAUCAAAUAUACCUUCCUCAAAAUGUGUGGCUUUGUGUUAGUGUUAUAAAUGAAUAUUAGCUGAAUUAUUCUCAACCUAUAAUCUUUCACUUCUGUUCAGUUUUUGUCCAAGUCUUAGAGUUUAAAAAUAGUAUUUCAUACUCUGCCCUUAUACCCUCACUAACGUGUAAAAUACAAUAAAAUUUUCUUACAUAU